UGUGUGUGUGUGUGUGUGUGUGUGUGUGUGAAAAAGGCAAGCAGCAGCAGCAGAAGAGAAGCGGAUCAUGAUGGCCGGGUGAGGGAUGAGAGGAUGAGACUGCCGAGCUCCGUCCUGGUGUCGGUGUCUCUGUUCACAGCCGAAACGACGGCAGCUCUGUACCUGAGCACCACGUACCGCUCGGCCGGGGAUAAGAUCUGGCAGGGCUUCACGCUGCUCUUUACGCUGGUGCCGUGCGUGCUGGUGCAGCUCACCCUCAUCUUCAUCCACCGGGACCUGAGCAGGGACAGGCCGCUCAUCCUGCUCCUGCACCUCCUGCAGCUCGGACCUGUCAUCAGGUGUUUGGAUGCGUUUUGUAUCUAUGGAAGCUCAGGAAAGGUGGAGGAGCCAUAUGUCACCAUCACCAGGAAGAAGCAGAUGCCCCGGUGCGGCCGGGCCGAGGAGGUGGAGCAUGAGGUCGGGCAGGCCGAGGGCAAGUUGGUCGCUCACCGAGCGGCCUUCGCACGAACCUCUGUCAUUCAGGCCUUCCUGGGCUCUGCCCCUCAGCUCACACUGCAGCUCUACAUUUGCGUGCUGCAGAAGGGCGUUUCCAUCGGGAGAGGCACCCUGAUGGUCAUCUCUCUGCUGUCGAUCGUAUACGGGGCCAUGCGCUGCAACAUCCUGGCCAUCAAGAUCCGCUACGACGACUACGCGGUGUCGGUGCGCCCUGCGGCCUACGUGUGCGUGUUGCUGUGGCGCAGCUUCGAGAUCGCGACGCGCGUUGCUGUGCUCGUGCUUUUCGGCUCCGUAAUGAAGGCCUGGCUGCUGCCUGUGGUCCUGCUCAGCUUCUUCGCCUUCUUCCUGCAGCCGUGGGUGGCCUUCUGGCGCAGCGGCUCGCCUUUCCCCGAGAGCAUCGAGAAGACUCUGACGCGCGUGGGCACGGCCACCGCGCUCGCCAUGCUCACUUUCCUGUACGCCGGGAUCAACGUUUUCUGCUGGUCAGCCGUGCAGCUUAAACUCGAAGACCCGGACCUGAUAGACAAAAACUACGGCUGGAGGCGAGCGACCGCUUACUACUCUGUACGCUUCGUCGAGAACGUAGCGCUCACGUCGCUCUGGUUCGCACACCGCACCGAGUUUUACCGUCGAGUAGAUGCGCCAGUGCUUGAGCUGCUCCUGCUCCUGAGCUACGUCUUCGCCGUGUUCUUCAUGCUCUUGUUCUACCAGUGCUGCCACCCCUGUAGGCACCUGUUCUCCUCCAGCCCAGUGCAGGGACUAUGGGAGCGCUGUGGAGCGCUUCGGAUGCCGCCGGUGUCAUGUCCCCAGCCUGCACGCACACAGGACAAGGUCUCACUAGAGAACCCCGAACAAGCCAAAGAUGCGGACGAUGAACAAGUUUCCGUGAACAACAAAGACGCCAACCAGUGUCUGUGCUAAAGAGCAACAGCACAGAUGGGAAAAUGGAUCAGGUGGCAAAUCACAGGGACGCUCUUCAGCUUAAGCUGACGAUUUUUUUGCUCUGAAACGUUGCGAUUCAAACGUGCCAAACCGAACCUUUCUGAACAUUUAAUAAAAAAGUGGGCCGUAUGAACCAAAAACCUAAUUAGCCAAUGAAAUUCAUGUAUGUGGAUUGUAUGGAAAGUCUUCCUUUUUUUUUUUUUUUUUUCUCGUCCAUUGGAGGUUCAGACAAACCUGCCAGCAUGAUCGUGGCUCGGAUCGUUUACAUGCUGUUUUUUUUCGGAAUGCAUGUGCAGAUGAACAAAAUGAGAAUGCUGCUUUUUUUUUCAUGUACACUGCUGUCUGCUUGUCUCUCUGUCCGUCUGUCUCUACUUCUCUCUUUCACACCUCCCUAAUUUUCCAUAAUGAUGAAAAAAGUCAUUUGCUUUGAUUUUUCAAAUACUGAUCUCAUGAAUGGUACAUAUAAUAAUAAAAGCAACAAUAUUUCCAGCACUUUUAAAGGCACAUUUUAGUAAACAAUUUCAAAGAUUGCACAUACAAUCGUCCAAUCCGAAUGCAGUAUUUGUAUUUUUUUUAUAAGAGUAUAAAUGGCUCAUGAAAGCGUCAGUUAGAGACGAUCUAAGCGGUUAAAGGGUCUCCUGGUCAGCAGUAUACAGCCUUAACCACUCACACACACACAGACCACUGCUGGCUAUUAUGUGCAUUAACACAAUGGGGACUAAUAGGGGGCCUUAUUUUAAUACAUUAAAAUUGUAUUCAGUUUUAAUUCAUUUUGCACUUUUCCUUUUAACCUGGCUUUAAGAAGAAAGGCUGCAUAGAAGAAGCACCAGAAUUCUCACAUUAUUAAUAAAAAUGUAUGCAAAACCUGAUAUAAAAGAAAAAGUUUAUUAAGUAGCCCAAAUCCUUGAACCUGGCAACGCAGCAACGUGAGGUAAUAAUUAACGUAUUAAAUAUUCACUAUUACAAGCCACUGUUAUAAGCCUACAUACUGCAGUUAUACUGUAGCUCAUCUUUUUUUGAACUGAAUCUCUGCCUCAGCGUUAACACCAAAAAAAUCUUUUUCACAGGUUUUUGCUGGAAAAUGCAGAUAAAAUAUCCGUGAAUGAUUUUUAAUACCCAAUUUGUACUCGAACAUUAAAUAUUCAUAGUUAGACAUCAUUGGAAGAUUUUUGCACCAGUUCUGCUUUCACUCACGUGAAAAAAAAAAUGCCUUAUUCAAUCAAAUUCAUGUUAAAAAAAAACUAAAUACUAAGAUUUAAAUGCUACACGAGCUGGAACUGUAUAAACUCGGUACCCUGAGGAGUUUCUUAGGUUGGUUUCUUCAUUAUGUUGUGUUAUACAUUAUUCUAAACAGCGCCCCCUUUUAUUACUCAUUUAUUAGACACAAAUAUGUCUUUUGUUUUUUUAAUUAUUCAGAAGGAAAUAACAUCUGUGUCAUACAUUAUAUAGAUAGAAGUAUCUGGACACCUGGAAGUCAAAUGUGGUUCCUUCGCUAAAGUUCUCACAAAGUUGAAGGAACACUGUUGGAUUUGGAUGACUUUGGUAGCAUUAAAUGUUCCCACAACUAGGAGACCCAAACCUGACAAAGCUCUAACCUCAACCCUACUGCAAUAAAUUGGAAUUCUGAUUGGAUCCCAGGCCUCCUCACCUCACCUACAUCAGUACCUGACUGUCCUUUACAUACCCAUGUGGCUGAAUGAGCAAAAUUUUCUAAAUCUAGUCGAACAUCUUCCCAGAAGAGUGGAGGGAAUUAUUAAAGUAAACGGGAACUCAAUGGCGAACCGGGGGUGUCCACAAACUUUGUUAUGUAGGUUAUAUGGAUUUUUGGACACGUCUUCAUGUUCUAUUUCUUUACAAAUAAAAAAAAAAAAUUAUUAAAAUAUUGAAAUCCACACUGUACACUGUAUUUUACACUUCUGUUCAUUCGCACACUGUUUUACUAUUAAAAAAGGGACCACGUUUGCACACUGUUUUGCUAAAUGAAAGAUAUAAACGACUAUACACAGGCAUGAUGAUUGUAUUUGGGCUUUUGGCGCCCUCUGGUGUUUGGGUAAAUGAACAUAAUGUUUGGUUUGUACGAAUGUGACCUGCGAAUGACUUUGCUUGUUAGAGCUUUCCUCUGUACAUAGAGUCUGAGAAACAAACCCUCAAUUAAAAAAAAGAAAAAUGAA
Molecule: messenger RNA, 3608 nt
Organism: Silurus meridionalis
Lineage: Eukaryota; Metazoa; Chordata; Actinopteri; Siluriformes; Siluridae
Gene: xk
Product: X-linked Kx blood group (McLeod syndrome)
Exons: 3
Coding region: 94-1416 (440 amino acids)
Cellular component (GO): membrane
Source: RefSeq, a predicted model, not a curated record